Scutellospora calospora is the source of this 2230-nucleotide messenger RNA. NCBI's taxonomy places the organism in Eukaryota, Fungi, Glomeromycota, Glomeromycetes, Diversisporales, Gigasporaceae. The record is from the annotation of a GenBank genome assembly.
AUGGCUCAAGUCUCAGAGCCUCCUUAUAAAACUGAAAAAUAUAUACGCAAUGAAUCUAAUGGUUUCGACGAAUACUUCCAAGAUCCUGAUCAAGAACUGAUAAACAACGAUACUUCUUUACCAAACGGUUUACGGAGAUUACGAAAGGAUAGGUCUCCAUCAAAAGACGUUAAUAACACAAAUAUCAUUAAUCGUCUUGAAAUUUCCCGAUUUUCUGCAGAAUCUUUUCAUAGUUAUAAUUUUGUUUCAAGCGAUGCCUCUAUGUACGAAGAUAGGCAAAAUAUUCUUCGUCGCUCUAUUGAUUUCAUGAAAAGCAAAAUAAAAGGAUGGAAACUUUUAGAUGUACAACAAGCUAUACUUUCUUUUGUGGAACCUGUUGGUACAUCUACUGACAUUGUUCUUCCUCAUGAAGAAACAAGUGUUGAUGAUUCAUAUGUAUCUCGAAAGUUUAAAGGUUCAUUGGCUGAUAUUUCGAUAUUAUGUCAACCUAUAAAUGCUCCAUCUGCUGUACAUUCUCCUACAAGAUUUACACCACAAAAUCAAGCUAUUAUUACCACUGAUAAUCAAGGAAAUAUAUUAAAUGCAAAUGACAUUGCUUGUUUGGUAUUCUGUUACUCACGAACUGAAAUAUCGACUAUAAAGGCAUUUGAUUUAAUAGCCAGCCCUUAUAGAGAAAAGCAAGAAAAAUGUCUUGCUUUAAGACCUCAAAAUGAUCAUGAUAAUUUUGAAGCUGUGUUGGCUUGCGGUAAAGUAAUUCCGAUACAAAGAAAAAAUGAUGAAACUUCUGCCGCUUCUUUAUGGCUUAAAUCUAAAAAAGAUGAUUCAGGAAAUUCCAUUUUCAUUUGGAUAUUUGAGGAGAUUGUUGAAUCUAUGAUGAUAGCUGAAAUAGAUUGCAAGGGUAUAAUACAUAAUUCAUCUGGUGACGUAAAAGCUUUGUAUGGUUAUACCCCUGAAGAAAUUAUUGAUAUGAACGUGACCUCUUUAAUUCCUGCCUUGGAAAUUAUCACAUCAAAUGAUAUGAAUCGUAUGGAUAUUGAUGAUAAGAGUGACAUAGAUUCAUCAAAUACACGACUAGAUAUUGAACAAAUAAACAAAACUAAAUAUUACGGAAGUCGAUCAAAAAACUGUGCAAAGUUUCCAAUAAUUGGAAAAAUAUCAAUGAAAUCAUUGCAAGAAAAUAUGCAAGAUCAAGAUUCCAUUAUAUAUCGACUUAAAAUCAUAUCUAUGCCUACUAUUGCCGGUGUAAUAACUGCUCACGCUACUGGUAUCAUUCAAUCAUGUAAUUCAGUCUUUGUCAAAUACCUAUUUGGUGUUGGGUCUCAAGAAUUAAUCGGUAAACGCCAUAUUGAAUCACUUUUACCGCAAUUUCCUCGACUUAUUGAUAUUCUUGCUUCGGAAAGAUCUCUUGUUGAAGGUGUUUUAAUUUCUGAAAAUGCCUUUCGACGUGCUGCUAUAUCGAUCUCUACUAUUUCCAAAAAUAAUUUCCCCAUUUCACAUACAAAAGACUUUUCUACUACCUCAUUAUCUACACAAGGUCCUUCUGGUAUAAUAGCUGUACAUAGAGAUGGUACUGAAUUUGACGUAGACAUUCAAAUGCGUGUUGUUGAGUCUCCUGAUGAACCAUUACAUGCUUUAUGGAUUACUUACGAUCGUAACGCUAAUUUCGCGAAAGAACAAUCUUAUAUUGACAGUGUUGAGAAACUUGUGACUAGUAGGUCUGUAGAUGAUGAAAAUAUACAAGAGGAAAAAGAAAAUUUUCAUAUAUCUAAAUUCAUAGCAGCGGGAGGUAAACCUCCUAUAUCGACGCAUAUUUCGUCUGAUCGGCAAAUCAUGACGCCUCCUGCAAUGUCCCCUGCACCCGUGCCUUUCGAUCCAAUGUUAUAUUCUGCAAUAACGUUAGGGAAGACAAUUGAUGAUUUUGAAAUAUUAGAUAAUCUAGGUCAAGGUGCUUACGGUCAGAAAAGAGUAGUACUAAAGUAUGUCGUGAAGUCUCGAAUACUUGUUGAUUGUUGGACUCGUGAUACAGCUCUCGGCACUGUCCCAUUGGAAAUUCAUAUUCUUCAUACUCUAAGACGAUUUCCUCAUCCAAAUAUUGUACAAAUGGAGGACUUUUUUGAAGAUGACGAUUAUUAUUAUAUAGAAAUGGGGUUACAUGGUGCAGGCAUGGAUCUUUUCGAUUACAUAGAACUGAAUACUACAAUGGCUGAGGAUGAAAUAAAGCUUAUUUUCC